Molecule: messenger RNA, 5072 nt
Organism: Gigantopelta aegis
Lineage: Eukaryota; Metazoa; Mollusca; Gastropoda; Neomphalida; Peltospiridae
Product: FMRFamide receptor-like
Exons: 4
Coding region: 1674-2807 (377 amino acids)
Biological process (GO): G protein-coupled receptor signaling pathway
Cellular component (GO): membrane
Molecular function (GO): G protein-coupled receptor activity
Source: RefSeq, a predicted model, not a curated record
GUAGACGUAAAAUAAAAACACCACGGCACGACGUAUAUCUAAAUAACGUUCGUGUGAUAGACCAUGCCUCGAAAAAUACUUCCCGUAACUCCUGCCGUUAGUAGCAGCGGUGUGUUAUUUUAGACCAGGCAGGUCGUAAGGGUUGCUCGUGGAUGAUAGCGGUACAUAUUUUAGUCAAUGAAAAAACAACAGAGUCAUGCGUUUUUCUCUUUUUUUUUGACGCUAACAAGGGUGCCCUCUCGGUCACGACUUUAACGUUUGAUGCAGACGAUCCACGUAUGCGUUUGUCAGCAGAUUGACGGGAACCAGUCACCAGCAACACGUAGACUGACAGCCGGUCAUCAGCAACAGAUAGACUGACAGCCGGUCAGGAAGUUUCCAGACUCUUUUUAUUUUUCCUAGUAUAUUAAUGUUAACUGUCGUCUGCUUGGAUGCACAUGUUUACUCCAUUGCAGGCGAUAAUUGUAUCGCAUCGAGUACAAGAUAUCUUUCAGCGAUCUAAAGUGUUUCGCGUGAUCCUUGAAGCAUUGAUUUGAGUUUUUUUCCCCACGUUGUUUAUUGAUGAUAUCAUAUCGCAACGGCGACUUUUUAAACAAACGUUCGAAUUCUAUACUGGGAUGGAUAGAUAGAUGAAGAUUUAUCUCGAAUUGCUGACACGUUGGACUAUUCUAAGAAACAAACCUGCGGACGAACAAUGGAUUACGUGUGACAACAAGAGGGUGUAAGUCACCCACAGACAAAGACAGCAGAUUGUGAAGACAAAAGGUUUACGAACAAGAACUUUUGUGCACAAAGGUAGGAGGAAGGAAAAAAACAACAAAAAAAACCCCCUGUUUGGGGUGUAUCAGAAGGGGUGAUUCCAUUUUGUCACGCUGCUAUUCCGGAAGUGAGGUCUCUGUGCGCAACCGCGCGGUGUAUAGAAAUUGGAGCGAAAUAGCGAAUCGAACUGAAAGAGAGCGACCGAAGACGAAUUAACAAUUCGUAUCUACAACGAUAUUUGUGACAGACAUCAUGUGACGUACAAAGAUUCGUCGUAGCUUUUCUGACUUCCUUGAAGGAUUUUGUUUUCUACCAGUUAUGAGGAUCUUGGUAAUUCCUGCUACUUCCCUGAGUGGUGUGGAUCAAGAUAUCCAUCUACAGCAAGCGUUCACGACACAUGUUCAUUAGUAGACGAGACGAUCGAAGAGACUGAUUCCAAGUGGAUCUACCGGGAACCUAAGCGUAUUUGGAUCCUGUAGACAUUAAAGUCAUCAGAUUUUGUGUGCAUAAGUUUCUUUGAGAUCUUUUUUUUUCAUCGUAAAAUAUUAUUCCACAAAAAUGAAUCUGUGAAAAAGAUUUGCUUGGAAUAUUCUGUUGCGUGUGAAGAACGCAAUGUGUAUACGUGUCAGUAGAUAAAUAACAAGUAAUAAUUAAAAGAAGCAGGUCGAAGCAGAAUUUAUAACUGACCAAUUUGCUGCUUUCUCCAUGAAUGUGAUUCGGAAUGUUGUUAUACUUAUUUGAAGCCAGAAUGCCAUGGGCAUUCUGAUGUACACAACCAUGUCAUAGCAAACAAACCUAAGUCGAAAAUAUUCGUUCUAACAAAAGACAGUGCUUCUGCACGCCCUAAAGGAAUUAAAAUUCCACAUGAAACGGUGCGUAAAAUUGGCAAAAUUGUGUGCAUUCCAUCGUUGACCAUGAGUGAAAUAAACUUCAAAAUCAACCUGACUUACGGCGGAGACUCGUUCAUGCAGGACGAGGGCAACAACAAGGACGCGUUCUUCAUCCAGUUCCUGCUGUGGUCCAUCUUCCUGCCCAUCACAGUACUGGCCGGCCUCAUCGGCAACAUCCUCACCAUCAUCGUGCUGUGGCGCCGCGAAAUGCAGUCGCCCACCAUCUACUACCUCAGGGCCCUCGUCAUCUCGGACUCCGGGAUCCUGAUCACCUCGGUGAUAGCCCUGACCCCCUUCGCGUGCUCCAACUACCUGGAAUCGUCGGCCAUGACCGUCUACAAGGAGGCCGUCUACCCGAUCCUGCACACGCCGGUGAACUUCAUCAUGAUGUUCCUGCAGACGGCGAACGUCUGGAUCACCGUGUCUGUCUCCGUGGAGCGCUACAUCGCCAUCUGUCACCCUUUCAAGGCCACGAAGAUCUGCACCAAGAAGAAGGCUCUCAUAGUAAUCAUCGCCAUCUUGUUUUCCUCAGUCGCCUACAACAUACCCCGUCUGUUUGCAACGCGCGCGCGCAAGUGCCCGGAAGUCACCGGUCGUUCGUGUUUCAUCCUGGCGGACACCCCGUUCGGAAAGACGUCCUCGUACAGAGACGUCUACGGGAAGAUUAUGUUCUGCAUAAUCAUCUAUGUGAUACCGCUUGGCUCUCUGUUAGUGUUAAACGUAUUCAUAAUAAUGGAACUGAUGCGCAUGCAACGCAGAGCGCGCGGCGCCAACAUUCAUGACGAUAACGAGGCCAACCUGUCACUCGUCCUGGUUUUAAUUGUGGUUGUGUUUUUAGUCUGUCAGACUCCCGGGCUCAUCGCUCAGUUCGACUGGUUCGACAUUAAUACGUUUUUCAAAUGGCUUGCUUUCAGUAACUUUUUUUUCGUCUUCAACUCCGCCGUCAAUUUCCUCAUAUACACUGCUUUCGGACGGAAGUUCAGGAAAGUGCUGGUGCGCGUGUUCCAUCGCAUCGCCAAGCAUUCUCGGUCGUUCAGUAUAUCUCGAUCGCAUGUAACGGCGAAUGGUUACGAGUUGACGGCGAUAGGGGAUACGGACAAUACCACGGUCGUGGAUAUGUACUACGGCGAUAAAAAACCGGACAGCAAUGCGGUUUGAGAGGACAAAAAAUAUAUAUAUAGGCCCGUAGGAACAACAUUUGAAAUGCUUCACACGAGCUAUUUAGGGAGUGAGAACGAACAAUGUUCUAUUCGAUUGUUAGAUUUUGGAGACCAAAAUGGCUAUGUUUUUGCUGGCAAUUCUCAGCUGUUUUGAAAAUUGUUUUGUAUAUUAGGACAUGAAAAGUUGGUUUUGUGGACACUUUGGUGUUCGAACGGACCUGAGAAAAAAACCUACAAAAUCUAUGUGAAUGAAAUCAGCAGCAUUUGCAGGAGGCCGAGCGGUCGAAGUCGAUCAUUAGACUGGUGUUUGCGCCUAACCUUAAUUCAAAGUGAUAUGAUAAGAUAGGACGAAUACCAGUCACGCUGUUCGCGAAUGCUCGACCUUCUGAACAUGCCACUGAUCGUGCAGCUCCCAUCACAUUUGACGUGUUCAGGAGGCCGAGCGCUCGCGAACUACUUGACCGGUACCGUCGACUUCUAUCUUAUCACAUUCAUCUCAGGUUAGGUACAAAAACCAGUUUAGCAAGCGACCGCGAUCGCUCGCCUUCUAUUCCUGAACAUGCCUCUUGUCUCCGUUGGUAGAUCAGAACUGUGUUCAGGAGGACGAGAUUUCGCGAGCGUUCGCGGUCGAUACAAUGUGUAUGCUGUAUUGAUCGUGAGCGUGUAAGUGCUAACACUCCAGAAAAUGCUUAUAGUUGCUUCGUGUCUAAGAGAUGAUCCAGUCAACACGUCAAAAUGCCUCUAGCAUAAAUCUGCCAAUGGCGCAUUCGAAGUAACCAUUCACGACGAAACGUCAUAUAACCUUGUGCUUAUAAAACUGUACAGUUUAGACACAAUACUUUAAUAAAGUCCGGACGAGACGUAGGCCAUUGGCAAAGCGCUCGCAGGAUGCCCGGUACAUAACGGUCGGUCUAGGAUCGAUCCCCGUCGGUGGACCCAUAUGACUAUUUCUCGUUCCUGUCAUUGGGAUGGUGCAUUAAAAUACCCCUCCUUACUAAUGCAGAAAUGUAGCGGGUUUCAUAUCUAAGACAAUAUGUCAGAAUUACCAAAUGUUUGACAUCCAAUAGCCGAUGAUUAAUUAAUUAAUCAAUGUGCUCUAGUGAUGUCCCAUACGGAUAAUAUGUAUUAAGGUCUAAAACCUUUAGAGUCUGAGGUUAACAGUUUGGUAAGUAGGAGUCAUAGGGACUAAUUCACUCAUCUCUCGCAACUUUGCGAUCUCGCAAUGCAAUGCAAAAAGACUUGCAAAGAGGAUGCUUUGUUGUCUAGCAGAGUCUAAGAGAGCUUUGUGAAUUAGGUCCCUGGUCUACCAGCGAAGUAAACAAAAAAUGUUACUAACUCAUCUUGGGCUACGUGAUUAUAAAAGUUUUUAAAAUAAGUAUCGACCCAAGGCUUUAAUAUAUAGUCUCGACAUGCAAAUAAAAUGACUGUAGUUAACGACUGGCGACCUUGUUAAAGUCUUGAGCCUGAACUUUAAAGGGUUAAAGGCACUGUCCUGAGUUUUCAGCAUUGUAAGAUGUUUCCGACAGAGUCUGUUUGGCGACUAAAGUUACGUAUUAAACACAUUUUCUUGUUUAUAAUAUCCAAUGUAUUUUCGAUCGAGUGUUAAUGUUUUUAGCAUUAAUUCUUCUUUUUACUUCGUAAUAUACAUUUGUAUUGAAAUUCCGCGAGACUCUGCUCUCAUUCGGCCUGAACAGGAUAAAACAGAUAUCCGACGACAUUAACUAGUUAUUAUCUUUAUCCUGCAGACGAUGAAAAGUAAGGAGGAAAAGCUAUUAUUUCUGUUAUUUCAACCGAUUUUGUAAUGUAGCUAUGCGUGUGACAUCACAUGAGUGGCGUCAAAAGUCUUUGCUUUAUCCGUCAUCAUAUUGUGUCAAUAGAAACGGUGGUUUCAGGAUAAAAAUGUAUAAAUCGGAGGUAAAAUCCGAUUUGGGCUAUUAACUUACUGACAUUAGGACGACAACAAACACCUUUUUUUAAUAUACAGACACUGAUAUUCUAAACAAGAAAAUGUAUUUAAUUUGCAAUUUUAGUCAUCAAAAAUGCUGUUAGUCAUACGCACCUUUCAACAGAAGCAAUUUCAGGACAGUCCCUUUAAGAAUCAUGGGGCGCUGGACAUAAACUGACGUUGAGUCGCUUCAGAUCUUUUAACGGGAUGACCGGUAAGAUCUGAGUGAAUUCAGAUUCCUGCACGAAAGUACAUGUUGUGGCGUACGUUUUAGCCUUUCUAAAUUAUCCUGUAUGUAGUAAUAAAUGUUGAAAACUC